Molecule: messenger RNA, 1475 nt
Organism: Cynara cardunculus var. scolymus (artichoke)
Lineage: Eukaryota; Viridiplantae; Streptophyta; Magnoliopsida; Asterales; Asteraceae
Exons: 12
Coding region: 253-1323 (356 amino acids)
Source: RefSeq, a predicted model, not a curated record
ACAGGCAUGGUUUGGUAAUACGGACGUCACCGUUGCAGCGGUGUGUUCUCUUCCUACGCGUGUGGUGUUGCUUUGCUGCCACGCCGCAACCUACCACCGUCUCUACGCCAUUGAUUCAUUUCCAACGUCUUCUCAUUGCUAUACACCUCACCUCACCUCACUAACAAUUCUUUCAUUCAAUCAAAAUUUCAACCUUAGGGUUAGUUAGUUAAUACUGUGUUCUUCCUUUCUUUCAAGAUUUCAACCUAGGGAAUGGCGCCAUUACCCUAUACUCAACGAACCUCGUCGUAUUUCUCUGCUCUCACCCAAGCCAUCGACAAAAAGCUUCAGAGGGCACUUGCUUCACCAACUCAGAGACGGGACUUGUUACAACAGCUCUUCGCAGACGUAGCUUUGGAAGUUGAUGAUCGAGCUAGGGAUAUAAUUCUUGGACGGGAAGAUGCAGCUUCUAUGGCAGAGGUGGAUAUUAAGCUUCCAUUAUGCUUUUAUGAUGUGCUUGCUGACCAUUUUGCUUGUGAACCUGAGCGUGGGAAACCAAUUCUUGAUAUGAUUGUUCAACUAUGGAGCCAGCCAUUUGCCUCUCAUAUUUUUGCCUUGUUGUUUCAUAAAUGGUUGUUUGAAGUUCAACUUGAUAGUUCUGAUCUCCUCCUUCGCUACUCGUCAGCUCUUGUCCAAGGUGCUACAAAUGUCUUUUGGAUUGACAUCCAGACAAACACGACCCACUUCCAGAGUCUCUUCCGGUAUCUUCUGGAGGAUGUUGCAUUGGUGCCCGAGAGGUUGAAGAAAAUCCCUUUUCAGGCCCAACGCGAUCUCUUUCUUCUACUUUCAAGAUCCAUAUUCCUUUAUAAUCUAGUUGCAAAGCUCGAAAGCUUCUUUCAGCACUUUCCAGAGUUUCCAAAUGCUUUCUUGGUAGGGGGUCCUGCGGAUAUUUUUGUCAUUGAACUAACUGAUCAGCUUCAAAAAUUGAAAGUGGAACCUGUGCUUUUACACUACCUCUCCCGCAUUAGAGUUCUCCAAGGUCUGGAGCUGAGAAUGACAACGAGCACCAGACUUAAAACUUGCUUGUACAGCUUCACUUCUCCUGGUGGUCCAAUGUAUCCAACAAGAGCUGUUCGUCAUGCAGCCUGGGAUGCUCUGGAUUUUCUUUUCCCGGUUGGUCAAUACCCGCGGCAUAUUAUCAGCUUCUUUUUCCGGUUGCUGUAUCCAUGGUACUGGCCAUCGUCUUGUUGGAACUUUAUCUUGUCAUGCAUACAGGCAAUAUUGUACAAGAUCUUAAAGCUAAUGUUUCCUAGCCGUAAACCGAGAGACCCCCAUCACUCUUAAAAUGUAAAGUUGAUGCUUCAGUCAUAUAUAGAGGUUUGUUGUAUUAUGGUCAAUCCUACUUAUACAGUUGGUGUUUUAUAUAUCCUUGUACUCUUCCUUAAAAGUCAUAUUGCCUUAUAAAUUCCUCAAAAAUGGCACUUCCUCUUUGGAAA